CUUCAUCAAUCACCUCGACCCCAUACGAUCUUGACUCUCUCGCCUAUCUCUCUCUCAUCGUCCAGUUUUCCCAUCACAAAUCACUCCCCUUACUACUUUCACCAACAACGACAACCACCAAAAAUCAAAUCGUCUCUCAACCAAUCCAAUCGUCCCUUCGCUACACGUUUCACCAACACACCUACCGAAAUUCAUAUCUUGACCUCGGUCUUCCGACUUCGUAUUUAAUACCGCACAGAUCCGGCGUACAGUAGACCGUCAUUAAAAACCUCCCCGCCAUACACCCAAGCAAAUUGGAGCACCCAAAGCGAGAACAGAGGACACGUCCAUUAACCAUCAGCAAUCAUGUCGCAAUACUAUCACUACAACACGCACCAACAACAUCCCACACAGGCUACCGCCUCAGGUCACCAUGGUGGUCGGAACCGCCGGCAGCCGAGGCUGUCGGUAUCGCAAAACCAAACACACAAGCAGUUUCGAGGUGUGCGGAGCAUGAAGGAACUGCCUACCGAGUCGCCAUCCGUCUCGAGCUUCCGCCGGACCUAUGAGCUCGGUCGGAGUUUCGACCUGGACGACGACCUCGACUUUGUGCCUGGCCUCAUCACCGAGAGUGACUUGGCUUACAGCAGCAGCUCUGAGCGAUCCUCCCUUGCCAGCAACUCCCCAGCCGGCUCUCCUACCCAACAACCUCAGGUGGUCGCCACUACUUAUCAACUCAAUUCGAACUCGCCUGCCUUCAUGCCAUCCUACCAGUCUCCUCACUCCUCCCUGAAGCUUCAUCAACCUGCCGCCACUCGCACCCGCAACGCCAUCCCCAUCAUCAACCCUGCCAAUGGUCAAGGUCUAACCAUGCCAAGCCCACCACAAUCGGUCUCGCCCUCGGUCCGGAUGCAGCAGAGCCUUCGCCACAGGUGGUAG
Cryphonectria parasitica EP155 is the source of this 918-nucleotide messenger RNA. RefSeq lists its product as uncharacterized. NCBI's taxonomy places the organism in Eukaryota, Fungi, Ascomycota, Sordariomycetes, Diaporthales, Cryphonectriaceae. The record is from RefSeq and is a predicted model, not a curated record. The coding region runs from base 346 to 918 and encodes 190 amino acids. The transcript has 2 exons.